Molecule: messenger RNA, 1989 nt
Organism: Acanthoscelides obtectus
Lineage: Eukaryota; Metazoa; Arthropoda; Insecta; Coleoptera; Chrysomelidae
Source: the annotation of a GenBank genome assembly
CUUUAUAACCCUUUUUUCGUCCCUGUUUCGUCCACUGUGAUUUGACAGAGUUGUCAGGAUAGUUGUCAUCGUUGUCAUGGGAUCACUUUCACUGGUGGUGCUCCUGUACCCGAGGUGACACGGAUGCAAAGCAAGUUGCAUAGUGCAUACUUCAUGGGCACAGAUUAUAAAGAUGUGAUACAGCGACACCUUGUUAGCAAAUGACCACGGCAAAUGCAAAUAGAACGCACCUUAAAGCACGUGGUACCAAAUAGCAUACGGAACGAACCCCUACGAAAAUGUCAUUUUCGUUGACAAGUCAAGUUGAAAUCAAAUAUCAAGAUAUGAUUUUUUAAGAAAAAUCAUGACCCUUUUUUGAGGCGUAUUGUCGGAAUUUUACUGUCCCUCGAAAGAAGGACUUUUUAAAUCUUCGAAAUGGCGUCACCAGUGUAUAUUGAAGAAGAGCUGGGAAGAAAAUGGGAUAAAUGCAUAUCAGAUUCAAUUCUGAAGUUCGGUGGAGGUCUAGUGUUAGGAGGAGUAUUUUCUCUACUGUUUUUCAAAAGAAAACGGUGGCCAAUACUAAUGGGUGGCGGCUUCGGUAUUGGUAUGGCAUACUCAAACUGUGAGAAAGACCUAAAUGCUUCAUUACAUGCCUGCAAUAAAUGUGCAGAAAAGGAGUGAACGUAGCCAUCAUUAAGCCAUCAAAUAGGAUACUGCCUCAUUCAGGAGCUUGCUAGUAACAAAGCGCUCAUGGAGAAAAUGUCACUGUGAAACACACAGAUUGCUUAUCAUACUUUUUGAAAUUGAUUAUUUUCUGAUGAAACCAUGAUAAUGUUAGAUUUUCUGCAAGAGUGCUACAAAACUAGUUUCACAAAUUGGAAUCAGGCUUGGUUGUAGUACUCAUAGCUGAGUCUUCUGUUGCUGAAAUGGAGAGGAAUGGCAUCUCAACAAUCAGAGACCACAUUUGGAGCAAGUUUCCCUGGAGAUUUUGCGAAGCUAUACAGGUAUAUGGAUUCUCAUGGAAUGCAAAAUCGAUGUAUCAUCUGCAAAUGUUGCUCUGCAUACAUUAUUUGCAGUUGGUAGAUUUGUAUUAUACAGAAGGUAGAGGGUGGGUCCUGAAACACUUCCUUGUGAGACUCCUGAACUGAUAGGCUUAAUGGAUAUAGACUCAGUGACACGCUUCACGUAGAAGUACCUAUUUAUCAGGUACGAUUUCACAAGUAAGUAAUAAGGAUAAGGGAGAAAUUGUUUUAAUUUGUAGUGUGGGACGGACAUUGCGUGAUAAAUCGCAUUUUUUAACCUGGUGGGUAUAUCAGCUGAUAGCCGCUUUUAAGAUAUAAUUUUGACGACGAAAAAAAUACAUGAUUGCAAUAAUAAAUUGUAUUGUUUUUACAUUACCGAGUCGGUUAUGUUGCUACGGAGCAGUUUUGGAGGUCAAAGGUAAUAAGUGAUUAAUGUAUUCUACCUGAAGACAACCAACCAUAUACUACAUCUAUGAGAUGGUAGCAGACACAAAAAUGAAUUUAGAAAUCUACUUCGAAAAGAGAGUUUCUGAUGUUACGAUUGCCAAUCCAUUUUGGCACCUCUCAAAUACCUAUUUUAAUUGGGUGUUUUCAGAUCGAAUGCGUUAAUCGAUGCCUGAAGAUAUACAAUUAAAUUAGGCAUUACUGAGGCACCAAAAUGGGAUUAAAAAUUCUAGCGCAUCUGUGAGAGAAUAGCAGAACAAAUAAUAACUUUUUAAAGUAGCAGGGAAGCGAAGCUUGGCAACUAGGUCACCUGUGACCGUUUUUGCCGACCCCGCAGUAUCAACAUCGUACUACCCCACGAGCCAUCUACUAGUAUCUGAUUAUGGAAUAAACCACCUGCAGCCAUGUGAUGUAUCAUGUUAAUCUUGGGGCGAUCUGAUACAUGAUAUAGACAACACACAACACAACAUCCAAGGAUCGGAAUUAACUUUUACAAUUUCUAAUUACUAAUGAUGUCACUGUAAUUUUUUAAGAUAAAUUGUUC